Messenger RNA from Helianthus annuus (common sunflower), 3709 nucleotides. RefSeq names its product DNA repair protein RAD5B. NCBI's taxonomy places the organism in Eukaryota, Viridiplantae, Streptophyta, Magnoliopsida, Asterales, Asteraceae. The record is from RefSeq and is a predicted model, not a curated record. Gene Ontology annotation, molecular function: zinc ion binding; ATP-dependent chromatin remodeler activity; nucleic acid binding. The transcript is spliced from 19 exons. The coding region runs from base 78 to 3542 and encodes 1154 amino acids.
UUAUUCACACUCACACUCCAUUCAUUCCCCCCCAAAUUCUAAUCAAAACCUCUUCACUCUGUAGCUGUUAUUCCGCUAUGGAGACUCCACCAAUCAUCGUAGACCUCACACAGUCACCCGUUUCAAAACCCAAACAAACGGCGGACGUUAUGGCCGUUGAUUCUCCGGAAUAUUCCGUUAAACGCACGGUUACGAGCACCGGUGGGACUCGUGUAUCGACAAAGCAGAGGAUCAAACAAGAAGAAGCGGAAGAAGGUACGGAUUUAUGUUACAGUAAAGCGAAAAGAGCUAGGGUUUUGACUGAAAGUGAUCCGGAUGUGGUGUCUCGUGAUUCGUUGAGUACUAGGGUUUUGUUGGAAAGUUGUUCGAGAUAUGUUGAUUCUGUUAAGGAGGAAUUGGGUGAUGGGUUUGGAGAUUUGAUUGAUGCUGAACCGAUUUCGGUGUGUAAAGUUGAGAAAAUGGAUGAUUUAGAGGUGAAACAAUCGAAAUUACACACAGACAUUUCGUCGAACACCUUACGUGCACCGUCAAAACUUGAAGGGUCAGCUCUAGAAGGUUCUGUGAAGAAAGAAUAUGACAUGAUGAAUCAAAAGCCUAAGUUAGUUAGCCCGAUUUUGUCAAAAUCUCACACAGACAUUUCGUCGAACACCUUACGUGCUUCUUCAAAGGUUGAUGGUUCGGUUCUAGAAGGUUCUGUGAAAAAAGAAUAUGAUGGGGUGGAUCAGAAGCCUAAGUUAGUUAAGCCCAUUUCAUCGGUGAGGCCGGAUUUGGGUAAUGUGUCGGGUUUAAGUAAGAAGGGGCAGAAAGUUGUGGAGGAUAGGAAGGUGAGUUUGGUAGGAAUAGAGACUGGGGAUUUUGAAGAGGAGGCUGAUUGGUUGUUGGUGGGACGGACCGCGAUUACAGGGUUAUCGACAACGAAAGGGCGGAAGCUUGAGGAUAAUGAGAUUGUUCAUUUUGCUUUUCCUAAUGGGGAUGUGAAAGUGAAGAGUGGUUAUUGGGCGAAUUCGCGAGGUGGAAGUGCUGCUUGUGGGAUUGUUAGAUUCUCUACUAAAAGAUCCGGAGAGAUUGGUCGUCUUCCAAUGGAGUGGUCAAAGUGUUUGAUUCCGCUUGUUAAUUCGAAAAAGGUUAAAGUUCUUGGUAGAUGUGUGGCUGCACCUGCAAGUCUAAGCAUGAUGCAAGAGAUUAUGCUUUACAUAAGCUUUUAUAUUCAUCAUUCGAUAUUCACUGAAGAUGGAAAUUGUUCAUGGAAGUUAGAUUCUCCAUCAAACAUUGACACUACAAUUUAUCCUUUGUUGACUUUGUUCAAAUUGUUGAAAAAGAGCCCAUUUCAAAAGGCUGAGUUUACACCGGAAGAGCUCGACACUCGUAAACGCGCGCUUACUCUUGAAAAUGAUUUAAACGAAGCUGCAUCAGUGCUGCCUAGCGCAAAAGGCCGGAAGGGUGGUCAACCAUUGCUUAUAGAACCAAACAAAGACGCUCAAGUCCUCACCGAAUCAUCAUUAAACAAGCUUGUUGGGGCUGCCGAUAUGUAUAAUCUAGAGGAAAUGGAUCCUCCAACCACACUUACAUGUGAUUUAAGGCCAUAUCAAAAGCAAGCUCUCUAUUGGAUGACAGAAUCGGAAAAAGGCAUAGAUGUUGAAAAGGCAGAAGAAACGCUUCACCCGUGUUGGGCUGCAUAUCGUAUUUGUGACGAAAGGGCAACUGCAAUUUAUGUGAAUAUUUUUUCUGGUGAAGCAACUACUAAAUUUCCAAAAGCAACACAGAUGGCUAGAGGAGGAAUAUUAGCAGACGCAAUGGGGCUUGGUAAAACAGUGAUGACCAUUUCUUUGAUCCUUGCAAGACCACACAAAGGAACCUGCGAAAACGAAGACGAAAAUGAGUUCAUAAAAAAGAAUAAUGGCUACGAAACAAAUGUUUCUAGAAGACCACAAGGUGGAACACUAAUUGUUUGUCCUAUGGCUUUGCUGAGCCAAUGGAAGGAUGAACUCGAAACCCAUUCAGCACCAAACAGUAUAUCUGUUUUCGUACAUUACGGAGGCGAAAGAAGCACUGAUCCAAAAGUGAUAGCUGAACCUACUGUCGUCUUAACAACUUACGGUGUUCUAUCUGCGUCUUAUAAAAGCUUUGGUGAAAAUAGCAUAUUUCAAAAGGUAGAUUGGUAUAGAGUGGUGUUAGAUGAAGCUCAUACGAUUAAGUCUUCAAGAAGCCAAGGUGCUCAAGCCGCUUUUGCGUUAUCUUCGUACUGUAGGUGGUGCCUUACUGGUACCCCUCUUCAGAAUAAUUUGGAAGACCUGUACAGCCUUUUGUGUUUCUUGCAUGUUGAACCAUGGUGCAACUGGGCAUGGUGGAACAAAUUAAUUCAGAAGCCUUAUGAGAACGGUGAUAAAAGAGGGCUAAAGCUCGUAAAAGCGAUAUUAAGACCACUCAUGUUGAGAAGAACAAAAGAUACAAAAGAUAAAGAGGGAAGGCCAAUUCUUGUUCUACCACCAACUGACAUCCAAAUUAUCGAAUGUGAACAAUCCGAAGCCGAACAUGAUUUCUACGAUGCCCUUUUCAAGAGAUCUAAAGUUCAAUUUGAUCAAUUUGUAGCGCAAGGCAAAGUUCUUCACAACUAUGCUAAUAUACUUGAGCUCCUACUUAGAUUACGACAAUGUUGCAAUCACCCAUUUCUUGUUAUGAGUCGAGGCGAUUCCCAACAGUUUUCGGAUCUAAACAAACUCGCAAGAAGGUUUCUCGACAACAAUCUUGAUUCAUCAACUCCGAAUCCAAGUAAAGCCUACAUACAAGAAGUUGUCAACGAUAUCAAAAACGGCGAAAACACUGAAUGUCCCAUAUGUCUAGAAUCUGCAGAUGACCCUGUGCUCACACCAUGUGCACAUAGGAUGUGUAGAGAGUGUCUGUUAUCCAGCUGGCGAAGCCUGACCCACGGGUUAUGCCCGAUUUGUAGGCAAGAUUUGCGAAAAACCGAUCUUAUUACGUGCCCGACUGAUAGUAAGUUUAGAGUUGACAUUGAGAAGAAUUGGAAAGAGUCUUCGAAGGUUUCGAAGUUGUUGGAAUGUUUGGAUAAUAUAAGGAGAAAAGGGUGUGGAGAGAAGAGUAUUGUUUUUAGUCAGUGGACGUCGUUUUUGGAUCUUUUGGAGAUUCCGUUGAAACGGAGAAACAUUGGGUUUUUACGAUUCGAUGGAAGUUUGUCUCAGAAGAAUAGAGAGAAGACUUUGAGGGAGUUUAGUGAAACCACUGAUAAAAUGGUGUUGUUAAUGUCGUUAAAAGCCGGUGGCGUUGGCUUAAAUUUGACUGCAGCUUCUAAUGUAUUUCUUAUGGACCCAUGGUGGAAUCCUGCGGUUGAGGAACAAGCGAUUAUGAGAAUUCAUCGUAUCGGUCAAAAACGAACUGUUUGUGUUAGAAGAUUUAUCGUUAAGGACACGGUGGAGGAACGAAUGCAACAAGUUCAGGCGAGGAAGCAGCGGAUGAUUGCCGGAGCGCUAACUGAUGAGGAAGUUCGCUCGGCUCGGCUUGAAGAACUUAAGAUGCUCUUUAGAUGAUUUAUUUUGUUAGAAUGAUUUCUCUUUUGUGAAAUGGAAAUACAUUUGGUUUAGUUUAUGGGUUAAUUUUUGUAAAUUUUGUUCUUUAUCAAGAGCUUUUGUCAUAGACAAUUGAAACUAACUAAGCCGUUAAUAUUGAAACAAGUUGGCUGGUUUGAUGAAUUUAA